Aureobasidium subglaciale EXF-2481 is the source of this 954-nucleotide messenger RNA. RefSeq lists its product as uncharacterized. Gene Ontology annotation, biological process: small GTPase-mediated signal transduction. The record is from RefSeq and is a predicted model, not a curated record. Gene Ontology annotation, molecular function: GTP binding; GTPase activity. Lineage: Eukaryota; Fungi; Ascomycota; Dothideomycetes; Dothideales; Saccotheciaceae. Bases 243 to 812 code for a protein of 189 amino acids. The transcript is spliced from 2 exons.
GACAGGAUGAGGGAAAAGUCUGACUUCGUCAUGGUGGGAUGUCGGGAUAGAGUUCGCGCAAACUUGGGGUUGCAAGACUUUUGAGCAUAAGCUUUCGCGCCCCACCUACGCAGCUGCCCGAUGCAGGCGGCAGGCCCCCGUCGAACUCGACUGCUACCUUGUUUCAUCUGUCAUCCGUCUCGUCACACUGCUUGCCGUGUCUACUUCUCACCUAAGCCUCGAGUAUCAUACUAGCUACCCUGAUGGAACCUCAACAGGUGAGCAUACUGUUAUUGGGUGAUGCCGACGUCGGCAAGACCACCUUUCUCUCUCGAUUAGCUCUUGGUCCAAAUAACACAACAUCUUCUCUGCCUGCCCUGCGAGAUCUCGACCAACCGUUUACAUUUGAGCUGCGUGGCCGCACGCGGCCCUAUACAUUAGAGUUCUACGACACAUCCUCCCCGGAGUCUUACACCUUACUUCGACCUAAUUUGAUUCUCCUUUGCUUCUCAAUAACAUCACAAGAAUCUUUGAACUCUCUCAAGGGUAGAUGGAAGCACAUUGUGGAAACGCACUUCAACUAUGACGAAAGUAUUCCCGUCAUUGUACUCGGUCUGCAACGAGAUCUUCGGCGAGACAAUGUUCAAGGCAUGGUGUUUCCCCAAGAAGCGUUAAGGGUUGCUGCUGAGAUGAGGUGUGAUCGGUACUGCGAGUGUAGUGCUGUGACGGGCGAGUUGUGUGCCGAAGUCUGGGAAGACAUCGUCAAGACGGCAGUAGCGACGGCUUCAGCACAAGGUGGAAGAUCGGAGCCACCUGCUUGUACGAUUAUGUAACACGUUAUCGUAUCUUGGGGAUAGAACAAGGACGGCACAAAAUCAUCAAUGUGCUGACGGAGACAAUGGGUGGUGCCAGGCCGAGCUGCAGACGGGAUCGACACUGAGGAAAAUCACGAUUGUCACCUUCAACGUUGGUACA